Molecule: messenger RNA, 5192 nt
Organism: Oncorhynchus masou masou (cherry salmon)
Lineage: Eukaryota; Metazoa; Chordata; Actinopteri; Salmoniformes; Salmonidae
Product: hippocalcin-like protein 1
Exons: 5
Coding region: 422-1003 (193 amino acids)
Molecular function (GO): calcium ion binding
Source: RefSeq, a predicted model, not a curated record
UCUCUCGCUCUCUUAUCCCCGUGGAAGCACGCGCCCACCCGCCCGUUAUCUGCCUCUCUGUGUCCGCUGGUUGUUGUCUCACGAGGCUUGAGUGUGACGGUGUCACGUUAACAUGGUUUGCAGGGCUCAGCCGCAGUAGCAGCAUAAGAAGAGAAAGAAGUAGAGACAGUAGCUGUGUGUUCCAAGCAGCCAGUCCGGACUCUCUCCCAUCUCACAUCUAUCGACCGGAGGACGCAGCCAGACAAAACCGAACUUCCCCCCCAUCUCUUCCCGUCUCUCUCGCUUCCACGUCCCCAUCGCGACGCUCGGUGAUCAGGAGCUUGCGGAGCUCUCUCUUAGAUAAAGGGUUGUAACCAGGGGCCUGGUAGGUGUUGUUGCCACUGAGACCGAGUGUGUGUCGCCACGGUGUUGCGUCGUUGCCAUGGGGAAACAGAACAGCAAGCUACGGCCAGAGAUGCUUCAGGACCUGAGAGAGAACACAGAGUUCUCUGACCACGAACUACAGGAGUGGUACAAGGGAUUCCUAAAGGACUGUCCCAGCGGCAACCUGAACGUAGAGGAGUUCAAGAAGAUCUACGCCAACUUCUUCCCGUACGGAGAUGCCUCCAAGUUCGCCGAGCACGUCUUCCGAACGUUCGACACCAACAGCGACGGCACCAUCGACUUCCGGGAGUUCAUCAUCGCGCUGAGUGUCACGUCACGGGGAAAGCUGGAGCAGAAACUGAAGUGGGCCUUCAGCAUGUAUGACCUGGAUGGGAAUGGGUACAUCAGCCGUGAUGAGAUGCUGGAGAUCGUACAGGCUAUUUACAAAAUGGUGUCGUCUGUGAUGAAGAUGCCGGAGGACGAGUCCACGCCGGAGAAGAGAACAGACAAGAUCUUCAGACAGAUGGACCUCAACAACGAUGGUAAACUUUCCCUGGAGGAGUUCAUUAAAGGUGCCAAAAGUGAUCCCUCCAUCGUGCGGCUACUCCAGUGUGACCCCAGCUCUGCCUCCCAGUUCUAAUCCCGCCCACCUGGCCUGCCACGUCCACCCCGGUUGCUAUGGAAAUGCUCAAAUCAGUGCAUGAUGGUUCUCGUCUCUCAUAUCUUUUUGUUGUACAAGUUGGAAGAUGAGUUUUAAAAUGAGAUGAAACUAAAAAAAGUUUUUUUUGUUUGUUUUUUAAGAAUAUAAAUGAAAGAAGGAACAUAGAUUAUUAUUAAGAAGAUAAUACGACAACUGAGAAUAGGAAAAACUAGGCGUUGCCAAGGCAUUUCGUUGUCCGAUGUGUCUUCCUGUCUCUCUCCGGAUCCGGAAGGAUGGAAUUCUGGAAGGAUGGAAUGGAAUUCUGCUGAGCUCCGCUGCCUCACAACGCCCGGGAAGUCCGUCGACCAUUUUUUUACAGAGUCGGGAAGUUUGGGGGAGAGAAUUAAGGGAACAUUCCAUCCUGAGAACCAUUCAUGGCCCCCCUCUGUGUUCUAAUUAUUCUGUUCAAUAGAUUCUGUUUCUCCCCCAAUCAAGGCACAGCUUCUACAAUUCUCUUACAUGUUUAUGUGUAAAAAGAAUGCAUAUCAUCAUACAAAAUGAAUAGCCAAGUAUACAUCUGUCUUUUAUGACUCGUUGCAUUCAGAAGGCAGUAUUAUGUAGCUGCGCUUGCUCUGAUCCGAUAUGGGAAUUCCGUAGCGGUUUUCCGUAGAGGGAAUAUGAGACAGGGAAAGGAAAGGAGUUGGGAAUUUUCCUGCUAACUGAUCUUCCACUGGGGGGAAAAAAGCUGUUGAAAAUACCAUUGAGUUAUUAUUGAUUGUUAUUAUUUUAUUACAUAGUAAUGUUUUUCCUCCUCAUGUUGUUUACUUAUAUUGAUUCAUUUGAAUUAUUGUGGUUUUAUUUUUGAUUUGCCAUUGAAGACGAUCGUAGCCCAAUACUGGAGAAGAAUCGAAAGAAAGAAAGAAAGAAAGAAAGAGAGAAAGAGAGAAAGAAAGAGAGAAAGAGAGAAAGAAAGAAAAGGAAAGAAAGAAAGAAAGAGAGAAAGAGAGAAAGAGAGAAAGAAAGAAAGAAAGAAAGAGAGAAAGAAAGAAAGAGAGAAAGAGAGAAAGAGAGAAAAAGAGAGAAAGAAAGAGAGAAAGAAAGAAAGAAAGAAAGAGAGAAAGAAAGAUAGAGAUAGAGAGAGAAAUAGAAAGAUACAUGGAUAAUGACUUGUCUUUGGAGACCGUCUGUCUCAUAUCUGUCCACGAUGGAAGGGGAAAACGAAGAACAUUUGAUUACAUAAUGCAUUUGAUCAACGAAACCGGUAGCAGCAAAUCAUAUCAUUUGAGCCUCCACGAGUGUAUGCAUGCAUGCAUGUGUGUGUGUGUGUGUAUGUCUGAGUGUGUGUGUGUGUGUGUGUGCAUGUGUGUACAGUAUGCAUGUGUACAGUUUGUGUAUGUCCAGGCUAACUUAACAGUCUAAUCAAUAAUGUUGUUUAUUGACAUGUAAUAUAAAGUAUUUAAAAGUUAUUUAUUUGAACAUUUUAUUACAUCACUGAGCAGUAAAGUCGUCACAUUGUCACAAACACUGCAUGGUACACACACAAAAAAUUAGUAGCUUUUCUCUCUUCAGCAGUACUCUUACUGUAGUCUACCAGACCACUCUUACUGUAGUCUACCAGACCACUCUUACUGUAGCCUACCAGACCAAUCUUACUGUAGUCUACCAGACCACUCUUACUGUAGCCUACCAGACCAAUCUUACUGUAGUCUACCAGACCACUCUUACUGUAGCCUACCAGACCACUCUUACUGUAGUCUACCUGACCACUCUUACUGUAGCCUACCAGACCACUCUUACUGUAGUCUACCAGACCACUCUUACUGUAGUCUACCAGACCACUCUUACUGUAGUCUACCAGACCACUCUUACUGUAGUCCUACCAGACCACUCAUACUGUAGCCUACCAGACCACUCAUACUGUAGCCUACCAGACCACUCAUACUGUAGCCUACCAGACCACUCUUACUGUAGUCUACCAGACCACUCUUACUGUAGCCUACCAGACCACUCUUACUGUAGCCUACCGGACCACUCUUACUGUAGUCUACCAGACCACUCUUACUGUACUCUACCAGACCACUCUUACUGUAGCCUACCAGACCACUCUUACUGUAGCCUACCAGACCACUCUUACUGUAGUCUACCAGACCACUCAUACUGUAGCCUACCAGACCACUCUUACUGUAGCCUACCAGACCACUCUUACUGUAGCCUACCAGACCACUCUUACUGUAGCCUACCAGACCACUCUUACUGUAGUCUACCAGACCACUCUUACUGUAGUCUACCAGACCACUCUUACUGUAGUCUACCAGACCACUCAUUCUGUAGUCUACCAGACCACUCAUACUGUAGUCUACCAGACCACUCAUACUGUAGUCUACCAGACCACUCUUACUGUAGCCUACCAGACCACUCUUACUGUAGUCUACCAGACCACUCAUACUGUAGCCUACCAGACCACUCUUACUGUAGCCUACCAGACCACUCUUACUGUAGCCUACCAGACCACUCUUACUGUAGUCUACCAGACCACUCUUACUGUAGUCUACCAGACCACUCUUACUGUAGUCUACCAGACCACUCAUUCUGUAGUCUACCAGACCACUCAUACUGUAGUCUACCAGACCACUCAUACUGUAGUCUACCAGACCACUCUUACUGUAGCCUACCAGACCACUCUUACUGUAGUCUACCAGACCACUCAUACUGUAGCCUACCAGACCACUCUUACUGUAGCCUACCAGACCACUCAUACUGUAGCCUACCAGACCACUCUUACUGUAGUCUACCAGACCACUCUUACUGUAGUCUACCAGACCACACACAGAAGAUGCAUGUCCCGUCUUUGCGCACUCGUGUGUGUGUGUGUCCGUGUGUGUGUGUGUCCGUGUGUGUGUGUGUGUGUGUCCGUGUGUGCCACUUUGAGACAGACCCCUUCCCUCCAUCCCUCCUUCCCUCCCUCCCUCGUCUCCUAGACAUAGAGAAUACACUAAGGGCUUCAUUAUCAUUCUCAAUCCCAAUGCGUUUGUGUUAUCUUCCUAUGUGUACUUAGCCAACAGGCAGUAGGUAGAGUUGUUUUAAGACACUGAUCACAAAGAAAAAUGUGUCCCAAAUGACACCCUAUUCCCUAUAUAGUGCACUACGUUUUGACCAAGGCCCCAUAGGGCUCUGGACGAGUGCAUACUUCAGAAUGUAUACUGCACUGCACCUCUGCUAAUGGUCUCCCAGUGUCACUGCCCCCUGCUGGUUGGAUGAGGAACAGUCGCUGCUACACUGCUGCUAAAUUAUUUGACAGGUUUUCCAGAAAUCUCAGUCGGAAGAUUCUCAGUUUUCCUGGAAUCAGGGAUUUUUCCAACUGGGAUUUCUGGAAAAAGCUGGACAUUUUGGAAAAGUUGCCAGGAUUUUGCAACCCUAUUCCGUCCUACCUACCCCUCUUCUAUACCGUUCUACCUACCCCUCUUCUAUACCGUCCUACCUACCCCUCUUCUAUUCCGUCCUACCUACCCCUCUUCUAUACCGUACCACCUACCCCUCUUCUAUACCGUACCACCUACCCCUCUUCUAUACCGUACCACCUACCCCUCUUCUAUACCGUCCUACCUACCCCUCUUCUAUACCGUCCUACCUACCCCUCUUCUAUACCGUCCUACCUACCCCUCUUCUAUACCGUCCUACCUACCCCUCUUCUAUACCGUCCUACCUACCCCUCUUCUAUACCGUCCUACCUACCCCUCUUCUAUACCGUCCUACCUACCCCUCUUCUAUACCGUCCUACCUACCCCUCUUCUAUACCGUCCUACCUACCCCUCUUCUAUACCGUCCUACCUACCCCUCUUCUAUACCGUCCUACCUACCCCUCUUCUAUACCGUCCUACCUACCCCUCUUCUAUACCGUCCUACCUACCCCUCUUCUAUACCGUUCUACCUACCCCUCUUCUAUACCGUCCUACCUACCCCUCUUCUAUACCGUCCUACCUACCCCUCUUCUAUACCGUCCUACCUACCCCUCUUCUAUACCGUCCUACCUACCCCUCUUCAAUUCCCACUGCCUCUAAAACUGGUACCUUCAGUUGGAUCAAUAUUAUUAUUCUUUUUUCUGUUGCAUGAAAACCUCCAGCAAAGAUUGUGAUGUUUCUUCCUGUUUUGACCCGAAUCAAUGACAAAUAUACCUUGUGUAUUUCAAACA